This is a messenger RNA of Closterium sp. NIES-67, 1290 nucleotides long. The record is from the annotation of a GenBank genome assembly. Lineage: Eukaryota; Viridiplantae; Streptophyta; Zygnematophyceae; Desmidiales; Closteriaceae.
UCGACCAGAGAGUUGGUUUUCAGCACCAGUCACACGCACUACAGCACUGCACUAGCUUCCACCUUCUGCUCGACUAUCGUUAGCGUGAAUUCGUCUCGUUCGUUUGCCACAAUGGCGCGCGCGGCUCUUCUUCCGCUCCUCGUCCUGCUGCUCGUUGCUCCCGUUUUCGGCCACCGGGGAGGCGGUGGAGGUGGCUUCGGCGGCGGCGGCAGGGGGCCGCAUGGCCCGCCGAUCGACGCGUCCGUCACGGGAAAUCUCACAGGUCGCGUUGGUGCCUGGGUGGCCAACUGCACCGCCGACAUCGGCGCCACUCGCGGCAAGUUCCUCCUCGCGGUUUUCAAGGACGAGUCGUCCGGCUCCGCCGUCUACAAUCUCUAUUUCGAUGCCGACCUUGACGAGUACUCCGGGACCGCGCCCGACACCAUCACCAUCGUGCAGGGCUCCGCCUGCGACUCGACCGCCACUGCCGCCCUCACUCUGCCGUCCACCGGCUGGGCCACCGAGACGCGCGGCGGCGGCCGCCACGGCGGGUGGGGCGGCGGCGGCGGGUCGCACACAGAGCUGCGCGUGACGGGCACCGUGGAAGGCGCGGACGCGACGGUCGUGGAGGCGCUUCUCGCGGGCGUGCCGAACGCGACGGUGACGCAGAACAUGUUCACCAAGGCGCUCAACGGCGCGAAGCAGGGCUUCCAGAACGCCUUCGGCGGACGCCGCCGCGGGCGCGAGCUCGCGGGGCAGAGCGCGGGGAAGAUGGCGCAGCAGUUCCUGAAGCGCCAGCGCCAGCGCCUGGCGUGGAUGGGCGCUAAGACCAAGGCGCUCUUCGCGACGUUCAUCGGGACCUCUGAUACCGCGACGGAUUCGCCCUACGCUGUGAUUUUCACCGACAGCACCACCGGGAACUCCUGGAGCGCCGCGCUUACUGGGAACUUCGGCAGGAAGCCGCACGGACCUGAUGGUGACGGGGAUGGCCCUGGUGGCCACUAGAGCAGAGCCAACCCAUAAGAUUUCAGUCGUAAAGAUGGAGCAAAGGGCAGGGUGCAGUUUGGGGGGAAUGCAGAAUGGCUGGUGAUGGGUUGGGAAGUGUCGGACGGGGUUUUAGGGUUGUGAGGGAGGAGGCGCUUUUGAUGUUUGCUUUGUUGGGUUCCAUUCAGGUGGGGUCUUUGGUCGACUCUUGAGAAAUUUGUUGAGGUGGCGGGGAUACUUCUGGUAUCAUUGUCCUCUCUAGAGUCGACCCAAGACAACCUCAUUACCGUCUGUUUUAUGCUUUAAAGGAAAAGCAGCCUUACAUUC